Molecule: messenger RNA, 729 nt
Organism: Aspergillus brunneoviolaceus CBS 621.78
Lineage: Eukaryota; Fungi; Ascomycota; Eurotiomycetes; Eurotiales; Aspergillaceae
Product: copper transporter family protein
Exons: 2
Coding region: 144-665 (173 amino acids)
Biological process (GO): copper ion transmembrane transport
Cellular component (GO): membrane
Molecular function (GO): copper ion transmembrane transporter activity
Source: RefSeq, a predicted model, not a curated record
CAAAUUUAUACCACCAUGGACAUGCACAUGUCAAGUUCCUCCAAUUCGAGCGCCUGCUCGGUGACGGUAUGCCCACCCUAUCCCUGGUUAUGAAUUAUGCAUGUAUGCAUGCAUCAUCGACAUAAUGACUAAUCCGCAUAAAGAUGCUCUGGAACUGGACCACCAUCGAUGCCUGCUUCCUCUCCUCAACCUGGCACAUCACCACCGCCGGCCAAUUCGCCGUCUCCUGCAUCGGCGUGGCCUUCCUGGUCGUCGUCCUCGACGUCCUGCGCCUGCUGAGCAAACAAUACGAGGAGCACCUCCAGCGCCAGUUCCAGCGACACGUCGCGACGCAGUCCCCCGGCGAGCGCACGCAGUUCUUCUGCGGCGAUACGCUGGCCGAUGGGCCGCUGGUGGUCACCUUCCGGGCUAGUCCGGUGCAGCAGCUCAUCCGCGCGCUGCUGCAGACGCUGCAGUUCGGGCUGGCGUAUCUCAUCAUGCUGAACGCCAUGUCGUAUAACGGGUACAUGAUCAUUUCCAUCUUUCUGGGGGCGUUCGUGGGCAAGGUGCUCUGUGAUCGCGGCGAGUAUCGCGUGGUGCUGCCGGCGAGGGGGAAGGUGGCCGCGGAGGCUGCGCCGGUGGUGCCGGACAAGCCGGAGGAGUGGACGACGGGGUGCUGUGGGUAGCUGCUGCUUAGAAUUGUGUCUCGUCUCGAAUUAGAUUUGUCAAUAAUGAUGCUGAUGAUUAAUG